AUGGUCUACAACAUCGUCGUCCACAUGCGCGCCAAGCCCGACGAGGAGAGCAUCUCCAAGCUCCACGCCAAGCUCCUCGAAGCCUCCGCCGUGUACUCCAAGGACAAGGAGACCCUCUCUUGGUUCGUCAUGCAGAGCGUCCACGACAAGCAGGACUUCUGCAUCGUCGAGCGUUACCUGAACGAGGGAUCCCAGAAGUACCACCUGGAGAACCCCUACUGGAAGACCUUCGACCCCUACGUUAUCCCGCUGCUGGAGAAGCCCAUGGACCUCAGACGUUUUGAGGAGUUGGAGUAA
Molecule: messenger RNA, 297 nt
Organism: Aspergillus heteromorphus CBS 117.55
Lineage: Eukaryota; Fungi; Ascomycota; Eurotiomycetes; Eurotiales; Aspergillaceae
Product: putative quinol monooxygenase
Exons: 2
Coding region: 1-297 (98 amino acids)
Source: RefSeq, a predicted model, not a curated record